AUGUCUUCAAUAUUUGGAUUGGUACCUAUCUUGGCCGUGGUGGCCAUACAACUCCUCUUUAUACGCAGUGUUUCUUCCAUGAACCUCACCAAUGCGUAUUUGCACCACAAAUGCAACAACACCGAAGGAAGAUACAAGCCAGGGAGUGUGUUCGAGAAAAAUUUCGACAUGAUCCUCCAUACAGUUGUCUAUAACGGCAAUUUAACCGACGGGUACCGCACCUACCAAAAAGGUAAGGAUCCCAAUAUUGCCUUCAUCAAGUUCCAAUGCCGUGGCGACUCCUACGGGUCCAAGUGCCGGUCUUGCCUAACAACAGCCGUCUCUGAGAUCGAUUACGAGAACGAUUUCUAUAUGUCUAACGCGAACAACGUGAGCGGCAAUCCAGAAUUGUUCAACAGAGAGAUUUCGGAUCUCCUGAAGAAGCUGACAAUAAAAGCCACCAAUGAAAACAUAGUAGAAGGCAGCAAAGGAUUGUUUUACGGGGCGGGGGAGACAACGAUCGGGACAAAAAAGAUUUACGCAAUGGUGCAGUGUACGCAAGACUUAGUGUAUAACAGUUGCUAUGCGUGUUUGGAAUGGAUUUUCAGGAAGUUGCCAGAGUGCUGUGACGGUAAACGAGGAGGAAGAGUUUUGGGUACAAGCUGUAACUUUAGGUAUGAGUUUUACCCUUUUCUUAGAUAUUAA
Eutrema salsugineum is the source of this 684-nucleotide messenger RNA. RefSeq names its product putative cysteine-rich repeat secretory protein 28. The record is from RefSeq and is a predicted model, not a curated record. The transcript has 2 exons. Lineage: Eukaryota; Viridiplantae; Streptophyta; Magnoliopsida; Brassicales; Brassicaceae. The coding region runs from base 1 to 684 and encodes 227 amino acids.